Molecule: messenger RNA, 1647 nt
Organism: Spea bombifrons (plains spadefoot toad)
Lineage: Eukaryota; Metazoa; Chordata; Amphibia; Anura; Pelobatidae
Product: carbohydrate sulfotransferase 1-like
Exons: 3
Coding region: 132-1391 (419 amino acids)
Biological process (GO): keratan sulfate proteoglycan metabolic process; N-acetylglucosamine metabolic process; carbohydrate metabolic process
Cellular component (GO): Golgi membrane
Molecular function (GO): keratan sulfotransferase activity; N-acetylglucosamine 6-O-sulfotransferase activity
Source: RefSeq, a predicted model, not a curated record
GUAAUUUCCCAGUGAGUAAGAUGCAGACCUGUAGCAGGAGGUGUGAGAGGGGCUGCAGGCGGAUGCCAGGCAUUUCUUACAGCAUUCUGCAAGGCAGACCGGACAUAUCUCUGAAGCGAUGUAAAUACUGAAUGAUGGAGUGUACCUGGAAGGCAGUCCUGUUGCUAGUGUUUGCUUCUCUGGGAAUCCAGUACACUGCCAUUAAAUCACUGAGAAUGGCUUACAAGGCUCCCUGCAUGGGUAUGGGAGUACAAAACCAAUGUCUGCAAAGAGAUAUCAAAAAUAAUGCUUCAAGAUUAUUGUGUGAAGGAACCAAUAACCUACACGCUUCACUACAGCAACAUAACAGAAAACACAUCAUUAUCCUUUCAAUGACCAGAAGCGGCUCCUCGUUUUUGGGGCAGUUUUUCAAUCAGAACCCUGACAUAUUCUAUUUGUAUGAACCUCUUUACCACGUGCAAAGGACCUUCGCCAACUCAAGCUCCCGUGUCCAAGUAGACAGGAGAGCCUUUGUCGGGGCCUACAGAGACCUCCUACAGAAUUUAUACGACUGCGAUUUCUACUUCCUUGAGAAUUAUAUCUGGCCGGCACCUAAAGAUCACGAAACCUCCGUAUUUUUUAGGAGAGGCGCAAGCAACGCCUUGUGUUCGCCCCCUUUAUGCGAUCAGCUUCAGAAAAUAGAAGAACACGUAUGUUCGAGGAAGUGCCCGCCGCUAAAUUUCACAGCGGUGUCCAAAUCAUGCCGGACAUAUAAACAUAUGGCGAUAAAAACCGUAAGAAUUCCUGAGGUCAACGAUCUGAAAACCCUCGCGGAGGACCCCAGAUUAAACCUUAAAAUAAUUCAUUUAGUGAGGGAUCCGAGAGGGAUCUUAGCUUCACGGAUUAGCACCUUUGUAGACCUCUAUCGGUCGUGGAAAAUCUGGAACUCUUCAGGAAGAAGACCAUACAGCCUUGACCUUACACAAAUCACGACGAUGUGCACGGAUCUCGCUUCCUCCGUACAGACUGGCUUCAUGAGGCCAUCAUGGCUGAAAGGGAAGUAUAUGCUUGUACGCUACGAAGAUAUAGCCAACGAUCCCGUGAAAAAGGCCAAAGAAAUGUAUGACUUCGUAGGCCUGGAAUGGAGAAAGGAUGUCCAACGAUGGAUUGAGCAGAACACCAACGGGAGCGUCACUCCGACAGCAAACUUCAAAUUUUCUACCAGUAGAAACUCGGCGGAGACGUCGGAAAACUGGAGGCUGCACUUACGCCUCGACAUAGUCCGAAAAUUACAAGAUUUAUGCAAUGGAACGUUUUCUCUUCUUGGAUAUAAAAUGGUAGAUUCCGUAGCGACACUGAAAAACUCGUCUACUAGUCUUGUGGAACCGAGAACAUUUUUAGCAUUUACAUAGGGAACCCGCAGAACUACUCGCGUCAGCUACAACUUCGAGAACCAAAAGUGAUUAAUGUGAGACGUUACUAAAAAUUGAAAUGGGAAUCUAACCGCAAAACGACAACUUGUCAUGGCGCCGUCCUGGCGCGUCUCGAGGAAAUUAAUUUUUGAGUGAUGUUGAAUCUAUAGCACAAUCUGGGGGGAAAAAGAAAGUUUCAUCGUUUUAAUAUGAAUAACAAAUUAGAUUUUUUAUGAAUAAAUCAUAUUUCUUAUUA